GCUAUGUUUCAUAAUCAGACUUCAGAAAAUUUAGAAUGGGUAUCUAAUAUGAUAAUUCUCAAUAAUUAGGAGAUUCGUUCGUUGGGAUUUUAAACUCCGUGGAGUUGGCGUUUUCUAGCACUUGGGCUUCACGUGCACGACCAUGGUGCAGAGUCGGGUACUAUCGUUGUUCAGGAUCACGUCUGGAAGAUGUUAACUGUCAUGGGGAGUGUCUAUCUCUUCUACUUGCUGGAGAUCAUCAUGUCCACUUAUUAUAGUCAUUCACAUGGGCCUGCUGUUAACGAGCAUAAUCAGUCACAUAUUCAGUAUUCCAUUGAAGAACCAAAUGGAAAUGAUUACUAUAUGAGUAAGAAAUCUAACUUCACUAGCGAUACUUCUGAGAAACAGAAGAAUGGGCAUCUUCAAAAUGGAUCUACUUAUAAGCAAAACGCACGCAGUUAAUGGAAAUCUUGUAUCAACCGUAAGUUCGACAUCAUUGGCAUCUCAGAUGUCAGUCGCGUCUACAAAGGCUCUGGUGGAGAAAGAAAAUAAAAGUAUCAUCACCCCUCUUGCUCUCAUGAUCACUGCUGGAGAUGCUAUCCAUAACUUUGCUGAUGGACUGGCAGUUGGAGCGGCUUUCAGUAUUGAUGUAAACAGUGGCAUUUCAACCUCAAUAGCAAUCCUUUGCCAUGAAAUACCCCAUGAAUUUGGUGAUUUUGCUGCUUUGCUGUCAACAGGGAUGAGCUAUAAAAAGGCAAUAGUAAUAACCUUAUUGGCACAAACGACAGCAUUUGUUGGCUUGUACAUCGGAAUAGCCAUAGGACAACAGGCAAACGCUAGACAGUGGAUAUUCGCAGUGACAUCAGGAAUAUUUCUAUACGUUUCACUGGCAGAGCUGCUGCCAGAACUUGUUAACUACUACAAGCAUUUAAAAAACCGAUGCGCUGUUUUGAUUUGUGAAAACCUUGGUAUCCUUCUUGGCACAACUAUUUUACUGCUUAUCGCAAUCUUUGAAGAGCACAUCAGAGUAUGACAUCUUGCAAAUUAUGCGAAAACAGUGGACACAAUGAAUGAUAAAAGAUGACUGUACACGGUUAUAGUAUGUAACCAUUUGG
Molecule: messenger RNA, 1094 nt
Organism: Owenia fusiformis
Lineage: Eukaryota; Metazoa; Annelida; Polychaeta; Sabellida; Oweniidae
Source: the annotation of a GenBank genome assembly